Messenger RNA from Symbiodinium pilosum, 1083 nucleotides. The record is from the annotation of a GenBank genome assembly. Lineage: Eukaryota; Dinophyceae; Suessiales; Symbiodiniaceae.
AUGCUCCGAGUCUGGAGAAUCUCAGGGGAAGAGCUGGCAGCCGUCAAUGCACAGGAGGUCAGUGACGUCAGGGACCUCAAGAAGAUUCUGCGAAAGCUGCAUGGCUUCCCAAUGUGCAUUCAAAAGCUGCUGCACGACGGCAAAGCCCUGGAUAGCUCGACCAAGCUUGACAAUCCCAUUGACAUGCAGCUAGUGCUGCUAUCCUUAUCUAGCCUUGCUCAACAGGAAGAGGCUGCAAACGAGUUGACUGCCUAUGCAUGCGAGCAUGGCCAUGUGGAUUGUGCACGGAUGCUGUUGGAAGCCGGAGCCAAGCCGGAUCUCAAGGAUGAGUUUGGCGACACCCCUCUCAUGUGCGCAGUUCAAAAUGAUCAUGUGGAGAUUGCACGCCUGCUUUUAGAAUCUGGUGCCGACAAGGACUUGCAAGACAAGUACGGCAAAACUGCUCUCAUGUAUGCAGUUCGCCAUGACCACCUUGAAAUCGCCAAGUUGCUAUUGCAGGCUGGUGCGGACAAGGACUUGCAGGGAAAGCAUGGCAUGACGGCUCUCAUGUGUGCAGCCCGGAACGGCAACGCGAACACAGUGCAUUUGCUGUUGACUGCUGGUUCCAACAAGGACAUACAAGAUCGGUGCGGCAAAACAGCCCUUAUGCAUGCAGCUCGUAAUGACCAUGUUGAGAUUGCAGGGCUUCUGUUAGAAGCUGGUGCCGACAAAGAUCUGCACGAUGAGUUUGGCGUUACGGCGCUCACGCGCGCAGCUUUAAACGGCCGAGUGGAGACAGCGCGUCUGCUGUUGGAAGCUGGUGCCAGCAAAGACCUGCAGGACAGGUCCGGCAAGAGCGCUCUUAUGCACGCAGCCCGGAAUGGUCACAUGGAUGCUGCUCGGUUGCUUCUGGAAGCCGGCGCCAGCAAAGUUUUGCGGGAUGACUCUGGGGAGACAGCACUCUUGUGUGCACUGAAUAAUGGCCACAAGGCAACUGCACGGUUGCUACUGGAAGCUGAAGAAGACAAGAGCUUGCAGGAGAAGUUAAGCUACACGGCUCCUAUGCAUGCACCCGACCCUGCAGAAGCCUUGUGCUCAAGCUGG